CAGUGUUUGCAAUGUUUGGAAUGUGUCUCCAGCCAGUCGAGGAGCUCUAAUGACAGCCGCCAUUGUCCUCUUCAUGUUCAUGGGAGCGGCUGGAGGCUACCACGCUGCCAGACUCUACAAGACCCUGAAAGGCUCCGACUGGAAGAAGGGAGCUCUUCUGACUGCCACUCUCUAUCCCUCCACCUUCUUUGGCAUGGGCUUCUUCCUCAACUUCUCAUCUGGGGGAGAAACACUCCCGGAGCCGUGAGUGAUGAUGUAACUUUUAGUCAUGUGACUGUCACGUGAUAUACUCUCUGGAGCAGUGAGUAUCACUGAUGAUAUUGUUUUUGUCAUGUGACUCUCGUAUGUAGAAUAGAUGCAGUAGAUCACAUGACUGAUCACAUGACCUCUCCCUGCAGGUACCAUUCACCACCAUGCUGGCUCUGCUGUGCAUGUGGUUUGGAAUAUCCUUCCCCCUCGUCUUCGGAGGUUCCUAUUUCGGGUUCCGGAAACAGCCGUACGAACAUCCAGUGAGGACCAAUCAGAUUCCUCGACAGAUCCCCGAGCAAAUCUGGUACCUCCAUCCAGUCUUCGCAUCAAUGAUUGCAGGGAUCCUCCCGUUCGGAGCGGUGUUCGUGGAGCUGUUCUUUAUCCUGACGGCCAUCUGGGAAGACCAGUUCUACUAUCUCUUUGGGUUCCUGUUCCUCGUCUUUGUCAUCCUCAUCAUCGCCUGCUCAGAGGUCGCCAUUGUCAUGACUUACUUCCAGCUCUGUGGAGAGGACUACCAUUGGUGGUGGAGAUCCUUCUCCCUCUCAGGUUCAUCCAGUUACUAUGUCAUGGGCUACGCCAUCAUCUACUACUACACAAAGCUGGAGAUAGUGAGUGUCGUAUCGACCAUGCUCUAUUUCGGCUACACCAUGGUUAUGGUGUUGGGAUUCUGGCUCCUCACCGGGACCAUCGGCUUCUAUGCCACCUACAUCUUUAUCUGCAAGAUCUAUGGAGCUGUGAAACAGGACUGACCAGUUUUCAGAACUCUUUAGGGGAGGGGCGUUUCUCUCACGCAUACAUACAAUAAUAUUAUACACAUCCGCGUCGCAAUAUUAAUGUGUUAUGCAUGUCAACCAUAAACAAAUAAUUUCUUCUCAACAUAAGGAGUCAUAGUACAUUGUGACUAUACAGCUGGAAUACAUAAUUAUACUGUAUAUACAGUGUCCACUGCUAUUAAUAGCAACAAAAUUGUGAUGUAAUGAUAAUGUGGUAUAUGAAUGGACUAUCUUUGA
Geodia barretti is the source of this 1259-nucleotide messenger RNA. The record is from the annotation of a GenBank genome assembly. NCBI's taxonomy places the organism in Eukaryota, Metazoa, Porifera, Demospongiae, Tetractinellida, Geodiidae.